Molecule: messenger RNA, 3723 nt
Organism: Micropterus salmoides (largemouth bass)
Lineage: Eukaryota; Metazoa; Chordata; Actinopteri; Centrarchiformes; Centrarchidae
Product: MAP7 domain-containing protein 2-like
Biological process (GO): microtubule cytoskeleton organization
Cellular component (GO): microtubule cytoskeleton
Source: RefSeq, a predicted model, not a curated record
CUUCCUCCAAACAACACAGACCAAACAGAAGUUCCUCCAACCGCAGGAGUGUCGCUGGACUCCCUGAAGCCAAAACGCCCACGGGGGAGUUUCCAAACACACCGGCCCGCAGUUCAUCCUUCAGGGCCAACAGCAAGGGCCCUGCCACACCAAAACGGGUGAGGUCUAACAGGAGUCGCGCCCAGUCGCCCUGUUCACCUGGCCAGUACCCGCCCUCCCCGCUCCGGCAGAGGGCCGCCCCACCCGGCACUGACGACAGGGGUCACAAUGAGGUCAAAGGUCACAGCACCAUGGAGAAGAAAUUAAACAAAUCUGAGAACUCGGAGAAAAAGAUCCCGAAAUCCACCAGCAAAGAGCUGAACGCAGAGUCUCCGGGCACGCCCACAGGUAGGAGCGUUGGUGGGACGACUGACGCCGAGGAGGCGUCCAGACUGCUGGCAGAGAGACGACGUCUGGCCCGAAUUCAGAAGGAGCAGGAGGAGAAACAACGGCAGGAAGAGGAGAGACUGAGGGCUGAGGAGGAGCAGAGGAGGCAGCAAGAGGCGAAAGAGAGACAAGAGAGAGCUGCACUGCAGGCCGAGGAGGAGAAAGUGAGGUGGGAGGAGGAGAGGAGGAACAGGGAGGACGAGGAGAGACGGCAGAAGGAGCAGAGAUGGAAGGACAUGCAGGACCAGCUGGACAGAGAGAGGGAGGAGGCCUUCCUGCGAGCCCAGAGAGAGGCCGAGAGGAAGAGACAGGAACGAGAGCUGCUGCACAUCCAGGAGGAGCAGGAGAGACUGCAGAGGAAGAAGAGAAUUGAGGAGAUUAUGAAAAGAACUAGGAAGAGUGAAGUGGAGCCUCUGUCUGGUGCUGCAGUGUCUGACAUGCGGGCAGAGGCUGCAGUCCCCUUGGAGGAGGACGCCCCAACUCCGGCUGAAGCCCCCGUCAUCACUCUUGGACCCCUGGAGAAUAAGAGCUGUGUGGACGAGCUCUCUGACGGAGUCCAGUCCAUGGACGUCAGUCCAGUGUCUAGGGAGGAGCAGGCGAGCGCUCAGGAGUUUUCACCGGUCACAGAAGGGACAGACGGCUGUCCCUUGGAGCACCUGAUGGACCUCGACAGCCACGGGCGAGGACAGCGUCAGGGUGCAGAAACGCCCCCCUACCCCAAGCUGCAGGCCGGCAGCGGGGUCGGAGACCUUAACAAGAACCUGCUGAUUCAGGCGUACAGCGCGGCCUCUGAAUCCUCCCAGCUCAUCCACAGCGUCGGCCCGAGCAAACUGGACGUCAAGUAGCCAGGAACUUUUGCAGGAGCUGGCAGGUUCGGUAGGAACAGGAGCCCGGAGAAACAGACCAAGAGACCAUGACCUCCGUCUGCAACAACACCAAUCAUAAUUUCCACGAGGAACAAAUACUGAACAACUCAUCUCACAUCUGUAUUACCAAAACACACAAACUCGUAACAGUAAAGCUUCUGGCCACACUUUGAGGCAGUGCAGAUGGGCAAUUUUGACUCUAAGAAACACGACUCGCAAAUAAUCUGAAGUGGAUUUAUGACAUGGUUAUGUGACAGAAGGAAGUGGGAUCAGCAUUCUUGCAUGUUUGAAAUAUAAAAAAGAUUCGGAAAGUAAAACGACUGUAAACUCAUGGUUUGGUUUAUUUAUCUGAAACUAAGGCUUGCUGAAAACUUUGUUCACGUUAUAAAACUUACUGUAUAGGCACGAGUUGCAGGUGGAACUAGUUCAGGGUCAAUGUCAACCCAAAUCCGCACACACCGACCGGCCUUUUCAUUUACACAUUACAUAUUUUUAGCAUUCAAGACAUCUCCAAAAAUUCCCAGACAUAUACUGCAUCUUUUUAUGUCCCUUUUUUCUUAACAAAUCUCUGAAAUCCGUACAUCUUCUCUACACCUGUUCCUGUUAAAGCCAGUGUUGCCCAGCUGCGCUGCCACAAAAUAUCACUCGAGUAUCACCCGCUUUAAUCUCUCAUCCCUGCUUUUGUAAAACUCUGUAAAUAGAUCUGACUGGGUGGAGGAGUCUGUCAUCGUAGGGGUCAGGGAGCGGCUCUGUAGCAGUUCACCUGCCGUAAAACAGACACUGUUGUGAAUCCUGUGUAGCAUCUUCAGUGAGGAAUAGCUAGUUGAGCUGUGUAUGGUUGUAGCUGUGUACUUUAACAGUGUGUGAGAGUUUCUCUCUUUCUGUCAGUGUUUCUGAUGGUUCCCGUCUGUUUAUCUCACCUCUGACCUGCUCUACUGCUGACAGCGACUCCUACUUCUAUAAAUCCUAGUCUGCUGUAGAUUCCCCUGACGCUGGAGAAAACCAUCAACAACUGAUACUAUAACUCUGCUGUUGACCCAUAACACACAGCGUCUAGCUUUGGUUUUUCUGCUGCUCGUCACUUGAUUGGUGGACGUUUUGUGGAGGCGCAACAAUCCGCAGCGAGGCCAUGAAGAAAACCUGGGGAGGAAAUAAAUAUGUCAAAUGUCCUGUAUUUUUAUCUGCAAGUCAGGAAAAUAUUGACACAGUGUGUGUAUUGUAUUUGUCUGGCACUGACUGUAACCACGCUAGCUGCAGUUUAUAAUGUGCACUCACAGUAGUUGUGUGUUUCACUGCUCUGAAGACGCUUGUAUCUCCACCUCCGCUCAUCCCCCCAACUAAAAUAUACCUCACCAAUUCAGAACAGACUCUGGUGUUAAACAGCGCUCACCACCUCACAGCUCAUCACCUCUGAGGCCUUAAACCUCUGUGCAGUCAACAUCUUCCCCUUAAAACAACCGGUCCUCUGUGCUUUGCCCUCAGGCUGUGUUUCAUCCAGCAUGCGCACUUUAACUGUUCAAAGGCCCUUUUUCCUCUAAAGAAAUCCUGGAAGUAGAGAAACAAGGACUACAUAUUUCUUGAGCUGCACCAGAUUAGACCGAUCAGACAGAAGUGAUGGAAAAAUGGCAAUUAUGUAAAUGCAAGAUUGAUUUGUCAGCAGGGCAAAGUAUACAACUAACCCAGUGGCCAGUGUAUUUAUUUCAUUAUAUUAAUUUAUAGAUUUGAUCUCCGUCAUCAUGUCUGGUGCCAGGUAUGUCAUUCGGGUUAAGAAUACCAAAUUCCUUAAAUUUUUUGACCAGCCAUCAACCAAACUCUGUAGAAAUUUAAGUAAAAUCACAUUAUAUUCUAUCUAUUGAAAUAUUCUUCAGUACAGUAUCUCCUUUCAAUGUUUUUUCAGUGUCAUUUGUGUUUUUUGCCUAAAAAUUGUCACAUGUGCAACAAAACCCAAAUAUUUCAGAUUAUACAAGGAACAUCACAGUCUGUUAUAUCAUUUCAACCAUUCAGUUAUAUCUUUUCUCAGUUUUAUCUCCCUACAUUAUGUUCUGGUGCCAAGUAUGUCAUUCAGGUAAAAAAUUUAAAUUCACUUUAUGUCAAUUCUUCUGAAACUGUCUAAAAAUAUCUGAAUCAGCCUUAAGAAAUACAGCGUGUAUUAUGUUUGUAAUCGUAGAAUGUAACUCGUCUUUAUGCCAUUUAUCAACCUUCCAAAUGUCCAGAUAUAAUACUGAGGACCUGACCUCAGCGUCCUCAACACCUCCUUUAUUUACGUGUAUAUUGAGCUCAGUUGAUGCAUAUUCCUAUAUGAAUCUGUUUAACUUGUGUACGACAGCAAAUUUAGAUUCAGGUGCAAAGAGAAAAACCUUCUUACUGGGGAAAAGCGCCUCUACUGCUCCUCCAAGGUGCCACUGUUAGGGGGAAAAGUGUUUAACCGUUG